Molecule: messenger RNA, 2887 nt
Organism: [Torrubiella] hemipterigena
Lineage: Eukaryota; Fungi; Ascomycota; Sordariomycetes; Hypocreales; Clavicipitaceae
Source: the annotation of a GenBank genome assembly
GUCAAAGGCACGCGUUGCCUCCCCACCGUCCAUUCGACCUCUCCUCUCCUCGCUUCCAUCCGCAAUAUCGCCUUCUCACCCCCCUCUCCCCCCCGCCCUAUGGGCGCACCGCCGCCGUCGUCAAUUGGAUCCAAGCCAUGGCUAAUGCUUUGUAAAUUCUUUAUGUCAUAGAUAGCGCCACCGCUCCUAUAUAUAAGUACUACCUCUCCCGAGUGAAAACUUAACAUGUCAAACACAAGAUAUCCUUCCGGCGCGCGCCAGGCUGGUUCGCCUCGAGUCAAGAACCGGGUAGAAACGAAGGAGACGCUCUGUCGCAACGUGCUUAUAUACGGGCACUGCCGGUAUGAGGACCAAGGCUGCACUUUUUCACACGAUCAGAACAAAAACAACCAGCAAGACCUAAACAAGAAAUCUCUAAACGUCGAAUCACCCUCCUUCACCCCGGCGAACAUACAAUCCUCCGCAGCCGCCAAAAAGGCCACUUUUACGGCCCAAGUUGCUGGCGCUGCGGCUUUCACGCCUCGAACCGUCGGAACUGCCACCCCGACUGAACAGGAUCCUAGCGCAAUGUUUAACCCAGGCAAUAUCCGCGAAUUUACGCCGACCUUCGAAAAUUCUACCCCUGCCCCCAACGGCGGCGUCCAGGAUGCCAACCAGUACGAUCCUUAUGCCAUGGCCGCGGUUGGCCAAACGCUCCCUGCCGCGCAAUUCAACCCCUACGCUGAAGACCCGACAGGCAUGGGAGCGCACGGCUCUACAUAUUACCAAAACCAAGCUGCAUUUGCCGCACCACUGCAGCCGCUCCAGUAUCAUCUUUACGCACCCAUCGGACCGUACAAAGACGACCUGCUACCCUUCCACCGUCUUACACAUGACUUCUUCAUGCCAGAGAAGCUCCGUGAGGAAAUGCAAAAGAAAACAGAGGCUGCUUUGCAAGUCAUGCCCAACUCUCAAUUACCGCAGCUAGAAAACUACCACUCCCUUGUUGCUCUCGAUACCUCCGGCAGGAAGAAUGUCUCCCUUUUUGGCUACACCACAUGGGUCUAUAAAGCAACAUCUAUGAAAAACGGUCAUAUUUACUGUUUGAGAAGAAUUGAGGGCUUCCGACUUACCAGCGAAGACGCCAUUCGCUCUGUCGCGGCCUGGCGAAAGGUCAGCAACGGCAAUGUUGUUACAGUCCACGACGCCUUCACAGCCCGAGCCUUUGGAGACAGCUCCCUUAUUUUUGUCCAAGAUUAUCACCCCCUCGCUAAGACACUGACCGAUGUGCACUUGACCCCUACGCCUGUGCAUGGCGGCCGAUUCCAGCCUAAGCCGCCCAUCUCGGAAUCCGUCAUGUGGGCAUACAUCUCUCAGAUUGCAAAUGCGCUGAAAUCAAUCCAUUCAAACGGAUUAGCGGCACGCUGUAUAGACCCCAGCAAAAUUAUCCUCACAGAUAAGAACCGCAUCCGACUUAAUGCCUGCUCAGUUUUGGAUGUUUUGCAGUAUGACCCUCGACGCACCGCUACAGAGCUGCAGCAAGAGGACAUGGCCAAUUUUGGUCGCACAAUGCUUUGCCUUGCAACUGGCACUCUACCGGCCAUUGUUAGCAGCAACAUGAAAGCUCUAGUUGAUCAAAUGGGCCGAACAUAUUCGCCGGAACUACGGGAUACUAUUACUUGGCUAGUGGCGGCGCCGCAGCCCAACGCUACCAAAACCAUUGACGAUUUUCUGCGAGGCAUCUCGCUGCACCUAGUCACUACGUUUGAUCAGAGCCAGCACCAAGCAGACGAAUUAAACAGCGAACUGUAUCGAGAACUCGAAAACGGACGUGUUGCGCGCCUGCUGAUGAAGUUAGGCACCAUCAAUGAGCGCCACGAAUUUGAAGGGGAUGUUGCGUGGUCUGAAAACGGUGAGAGAUAUAUGUUAAAGCUCUUCCGGGACUACGUAUUCCACCAAGUGGAUAGCAACGGCAAGCCUGUUUUGGAUAUGGGCCACAUGUUGCGGUCCCUCAAUAAGCUAGACGCGGGCAUAGACGAGAAGAUAUGCCUUACAAGCCGCGAUGAUCAGACAAGCUUCAUCGUGAGCUACAGGGAGCUCAAGAAGCAAUUGGGCAACGCCUUUACUGAGUUGCAAAAAGGUGGAAAGCAGACCAGGGGUCUGUAGAACCAGACACUCCAGCCACACCCAGCGCAACAGGCUCCACAGCAGGAUGGAGGAGAGCCAUUGCAGCAGAACCAUGGCGAGCCAAGCUGGCAACCGCAACAAGAACAACAGCAGCAGGUGGGAUAUGUACAUAACGAAUAUCCUUCGAAUAUGUAUGGCCAGCCGGCCAUGGGCCUGUAGAACCAGGCCUAUAUAAAUACCGGCUGGCAAGAUAACUGGCAAAGCAACUGGCAGCAAGGCUACAUGGGAGGGGGCAUGAUGAAUCCGCUGAUGCCUCCUGCGGAAGUCCAACCAAAUCAAGGGGCUUAUCCAGUUGACUACUCUCAUUCUCCAUACCGCGGCCGUGGUCGUGGCCGCGGUUGGGGUCGAGGCCGAGGCCGAGGUCGUGGUACUUGGACCUGGCACGCAAGUCACCAUCCAACUCCAUUGGCUAUUGAGGCUGGUCCAUCAACACCACUAUCUCAUGGACAUCCCCAUAUUCCAGAGAACCAACUCGAAAUCCCCACACCAAGCUAGCUGGGUAUUUGGAAUAGCACGGGUCUACUGCUAAGGGCUCCUUCAACUGAUGUUGUUGACGUUUUUGUAUGCAGAGCGAGGACGCGCAUCUUUUUUUUGUUUCAAUUUUGGAUCUUUAUUUAUCAAAGUGCAGACGAUUCAGGGAAUUGUAGUUAGUUGUUCAGCCGUUAAGCGAGAAUGCACUAAGCGAAAUAAAAUACUUAUUUAAAAACUUAUUAACACCAUG